Messenger RNA from Wasmannia auropunctata (little fire ant), 1805 nucleotides. Its product is annotated as probable RNA-binding protein CG14230. The record is from RefSeq and is a predicted model, not a curated record. The transcript is spliced from 7 exons. Gene Ontology annotation, molecular function: RNA binding. Lineage: Eukaryota; Metazoa; Arthropoda; Insecta; Hymenoptera; Formicidae. The coding region runs from base 351 to 1481 and encodes 376 amino acids.
UUUACUGUUACUAUAAUCUAAAGAUAAGAAUUUCUUGCAUCAUUUACGACAUAUUUUAUUUAUAAUAUACACAUUUUUAGAAAUCAUGCAUACGCACGCACGUCGGUUUAAAUCGCUUAAAUUUGGCGCAAUUUAAUUUCUACUACUUAUCACGUGACAGUUUUUCGUUCGUCUUUUUCAAAAACAGACGGCGCUAAGAUCGUUCUGGUGCGUGCACGCUGCAUUUGCGUGUAUUUGAGUAUUUCAAAUCAUUAAAAUAAUAUUUUUUUUAUAUCGAGCAACGAUUUUAAUUAUUAUUUUUAUAUUUUACUAACAAAAACACGUAGGAACACUUUUUAAUUUUCUUAAAAAUGAGUGUAAUUUCCGAAUCCGAGAAGAAACGUUUGCGAGCCUUGAAGGAGAGGAAACGAGCGUUUAAAGCAAAGGGACAAAUUAUACAGCAAGCGUUAAGUAACUUGAAUAAUACUACAAAUAAUAAGAAAAUUAUAUUUGAUGACAUUGACGAGCAAGAUCCGAAGCCAAAGAAAAAGAGAGAUCUGUUUGACAGUGACGAUGACAACGGCAAUGAAAAGGAUUCUCUAUGGAAUGAAGAUGAAUUUAAAGUCAACAAAAGUAAAAAGACCACUCUUGGCAAUGACGCACGUUUUACCCUAGAUGAUCGUUUUGUAGAAGACAGUCGUCAGACGGAGGAAAGUAAAGUUGUUGAAGGCAUCGAUGAGUGCAAUUUGCAGAAGGAGAAGGAAAAACAAUUGGAUAUCUUAGAAAGUAUCUUAGGAACACCACUUACCACAAAAAAUCAAGAAGCAAAACCCACCAAAAAGGAAUUGAUGGUACGAUAUGAUCCAACUGAAAAUGGACACUGCGAGUACGAGGUGAAAACUGCACGACCGGAGAUCAAGGAGAAAAGUACUAAAAAAAAGAAACGUAAUAAGUCUUUGCCAGAAACUGAGGAGCCUGCGCCUGCAGAACCAGAAGUAUCAAAGGAUAUUUAUUAUGCUGUAUCUGAUACCUUGACGGAAAGCUUGAAGCAGAAAGGGGAAUUUAGUUUAUUGAAAGCAUAUGGGAAGGAAAGAGAUGACACAGAAAAUGUCAAGGAUAGUGAUACAUCCACUGUGGAAAAUAAUAGAGCCCAAAAAUUUAAAUUUAAUUUUAAUGCAAAUAACGUAUUUAAAUAUGAUUCAUCUGAUAAUGAAGAUACACGUGAAGUAGCAGAUAAUCAUAUAGAUAAUCAAAUGGUUGACGAGACUGAAGAAGAUAUUCAACAGAAUAGCCUGUUUGGCCAUAAAGAUACUCUAUUUUUUGACAGCAAUGAUGUAAGAUUUAAUGAGGCUGUAAAAUUCUUCAGUACAGAAGCUGCUUCAAAUGAUAAACUUAACGAUUUAAGACGCGAAUUGAAAACAAUUGUACGUAUGAAAAUUCGUAAUAACGAGAGGAGACAUCAGCCGUACGGUAAGAAAAGAAAAAUUAAAAAAUCCCAAUAAUAUUUUUCUAUUGUCUUUGACUAUCUAUAUUUGUAAAAAUGUAAUAAUAAAUACAAAUUGUAAUAUUAUUCUGGAUGGAUAUUAUAUUCCAUGUGUAAAAAAUUUUUUGUAUUUAUGUAUAAACAGUAAAACAAACAAUAACUUUUUAAUAGAUUUGCUGUACACGUGAGCAUUUUGCAUAAAUUCGUAAAAAAAUUAUAGUACAACGUAGAACAUUCUGACGAUUAAAGAUUUUUCCAAAAAGAUUCAUUUCCCGAAGUUUGUAUAAAAUGUAAAAUUUUUUAUGCAGUAAAAGAAAAUUAUUCCAGUAAAAUACAAUAAUUU